AUGGCCGCCACAAGCAAGCUCGCAAACCAAAACAUCCUGCUCAUCGGGGGGACCUCGGGCAUCGGCUUUGCCGUCGCCAAACAAGCCCUGGCAGAAGGCGCAAACAUCGUCAUCAGCUCGUCCUCAGCAGAGCGAGUAUCCAACGCCGUCGCCCGGCUAAGCACCGACAACGCAGCGCGCGCAUCCGCAGUACGCAGCUACGUCGCAGAUCUCUCGAACAGAGACAAGCUCGAGGAGACGAUCGAGAACCUACUCAAAUUCGCAGCGGAGCCCUCACCGAUCGACCACGUCGUCUUCACAGCCGGGGACGUGCCGCCGUUGGUCCCUCUAGCUGAGGCGUCCUUCGACGACUUCGAAGCCUUCCUGACUGUGCGCCUCUUCGGCGCUAUGGCGUUGGGAAAGUAUGCGCCCAAGUAUAUGGCACCAGGAAAAUGCUCGUCUAUUACCUUGACUACGGGUUCGCAGACCAAAAAGCCGCUGUUUUGGAUGCCGCCCGCGGCUGGUGGUGCUGUAGAAGGGUUGAUGAAGGGGUUGGCGGUUACGUUGUCGCCGAUGCGGGUGAAUGUUGUUUCGCCGGGCUUUGUGUUGACUGAAAUACUGGACAAGAUACCCAAGGGGUUGUUUGAUGGGAAGGUUGAGAGCUCCAAGGAGAGGUUGUUGACAAAGGAUGUUGGUAGUCCCGAGGAUACGGCUGAGGCGUAUUUGUAUUUGAUGAAGGAUUACUUUGCGACGGGGUCGAUUGUGGCUACGAAUGGGGGAGAGUGGUUGGUCUGA
Penicillium alfredii is the source of this 774-nucleotide messenger RNA. RefSeq lists its product as uncharacterized. The transcript has a single exon. The record is from RefSeq and is a predicted model, not a curated record. Bases 1 to 774 code for a protein of 257 amino acids. Gene Ontology annotation, molecular function: oxidoreductase activity. NCBI's taxonomy places the organism in Eukaryota, Fungi, Ascomycota, Eurotiomycetes, Eurotiales, Aspergillaceae.